Messenger RNA from Mauremys reevesii (Reeves's turtle), 2685 nucleotides. RefSeq names its product signal-regulatory protein beta-1-like. The transcript is spliced from 8 exons. Bases 146 to 1795 code for a protein of 549 amino acids. The record is from RefSeq and is a predicted model, not a curated record. Lineage: Eukaryota; Metazoa; Chordata; Testudines; Geoemydidae.
UGCUUCAUCUGGACCUCGGCCACCAGCAGCCACGCCGGGAACGGGACUGAACUCAGCAUCCUGGGGGAGGGACCAGGAUCCGGGGUGCAGCGCUGGGCAGCCUGUGGCCCCCUGGGAGUCCUGGCGCCCAUCCUGCUGGUCCUGCAUGCCAUGGUGUGCUGGGAGUGCCAGGGCCUGCGGCACCGUCGGAGGCGCCCAGCUGGAGGUGAUGGUGGACUCCCCAGUGACGGCUCAGCUGGGCUCCCAGGCUCUCCUCCCAUGCACCUUCACCGUGGCGGACGACCCCAUCAGCCCAGAGUACCUGGCUGUGCACUGGUAUUUCCAGGGCCAGGAGCUGGCGUCGUACGAUGACUCCCUCAGCGUCUCCCGGCCGGGAGUGUCCAUGGACACGGAGCAGCUCGCCAGGGGCAACGCCUCUCUGGUUCUGCACAAUGUGACCGUGUCGGAGCAGGGAGCCUACCGGUGCCUGGUCAUCCACAGCCCGGACAGAGGGGAGCAGAGCCUGCACCUGGCAGUGCUGGCCAUGCCCACCGUUGCUGUCCCCAGUAAAGCGGUGCUGAGGGGGGAGCCGAACUUGCUGAAAUGCUCCGUGUCCGGCUUCCAUCCGGCCGACAUCGUGGUGACCUGGCUGAGGGCUGGGGAGGUCCUGCCGGCGUCCCCACUCCCCGUGCCCCAGAGGAACCCAGACGGCACCUUCAACAUCAGCAGCUCUCUGACCUUCCAGCCCACGGAGCAGGACCAGGGCGUCACCUUCUCCUGCCAGGUCCAACACGCCGCUCUGCCGCGUGGCGCUCUGCAGACAGACUUCCAGCUCGUGUUCGGAGUCUCCCCCGUGGUGAACAUUCACGCCCCCACGUUUGUGCAAGGCAAGGCCCAGGUGUUAACGUGCGACGUGAAGGGGUUUUACCCAGAAGCCAUCGCUGUUAACUGGCUCCUCAAUGGCGUCCGGACAGAAGCCCCCCGCGUGAACCCCAAUGGCACCUUCAACCUGGAGUCUUUCUACCAGUUCAAGCCUGCGGCGGAGUCGGAGGGUGCUGAGAUCAGCUGCGAGGUGCAGCACGAGACGCUGAGCCGGCCCAUUGUCCGGAGCGUGCGGGUGCACCUGGAGCGUGAGGGGACUCAGGGCAGCGUCAUAGUCCUGGUGGUGUCAGUGCUGGUCUCAGCGCUGGCGGUGGCUGGAGUCGCGUUCUGCCUGUACCAGAGAAGCAGAGCCGCCCGCCAGAUGUUCACCGCCAGCGACAUCGUGGGGCCUAAAGUCUGGGUCCCCGGGGAGUACGUUUCCCUCGUGUGCAUUGGCUACCACUGCCCGGCGGGCACGGAGGCCAGGUGGGCAAAGUGCCAAAAUGAAGAGCUAACGUCCAUCGCCGGGGGUGACCCGGCUGGGAGCGACGGGGAGCAGCAGCCGCUUGUUCCCAUCAACGCUCUGUACAAAGUCCAGACACAGAUGCUGCCCUUGGACAAAGGCUCAGCCACUCUGGCCACGACGCUCAUGUUUCGUGUCAGGAGCCCGGAGGACCUGGGAGCCCGGUACCAGUGCUGCUUCAUCAGCAAGGACGGGAGAACGCUGAGCACCAAGGAGUUCGGAGACUACACCCUGCGCCCCUUUGCUCAGACUCAAGGACCGGCUGUGGACCCGGCAGCAGCCCGGCCUGCAGAGGAACAACGGGAACGGCCACCGGGCUGUGGGGGCCCAGGCAGUACGAAGCUCCUGGACAGUACUGAACGGAGCACCCCGAACCCAGGGCUUCCCGCUGGCGGUGUCGCACAGCAGGGCGGGGGAGGGACAGCGCGCUAAGCCCCCCUUCCCUUCACACACAAACCAGUCUGACACGGGUCAGCAGCACUCAGGGCCUGGGUCCCAGGACCCUGCCAGGGGGGUGGGUCAGAGCCCGAGUCCUGCUGUGACUCGGGUCCAAGCCCAUCAUUGUGCAGUGUGGACGCAGCUCAAGCCGCAGCCCCGAGUCAGGAGGGCUGCACGGCGCAGUACGGACGUGUUAGCCUGGCCGUGAGACCUGGGGCCGGCAACUUGUGAUCUCAGGUUUACAAUGCAGCGUCUAUGCUCCAGCAUGGGCUCGGAAACACCAAAUCCACAAGCCCACUGUGAGUGCCUCAGUUUCCCUCAGACACUGCAUUGCUACCGGUGGGGGACAGAGGAUUACGUUUGCGCUCAGGGCCAGCUGAGAGCCCCAGCAGUGUGUGUGUCGCCCAGCUGUCUGAGCAGAGUGAAUGGCUCAUGGCCAGCUCAAUGGAGAACUGAGAAGACAACGGAAAGCCCAGUCACCAGCACACUGACACCUGGAUGGAUUUCCCACCCCCCAGCAGGGAAGCUGGGCAGAGACCCCAGCUCGAGAACAAAGGGCUGGGAGGUGAGGGAGAAAGGGCUGGUUUCUGGAUGGAGCCUGGGAACUGAGGAAGUCAGAGAGACAGAGCCUGAAAAUGGAGUUUUACUCCGGAGGGAAUUCAGCGCCGAACAAUUAAAAAUUCUGUGCACAGAGGUGGGAGAUCACUGUGCAGCUCCCCCCACCCCGGGACACGGACUCUGUGGUGAGGCUGCACCCAACCCUGACACAACACAAGGGCUGGGCCUGCCCCUCCGCUCCAGAUGACAGGAAUAGGGUCUAAAACAGAGCUUGUAGGCAGGGGCGGCUCUAGGAUUUGCGCCGCCCCAAGCAGGGCAGCACGCCG